Messenger RNA from Triplophysa rosa, 4730 nucleotides. RefSeq names its product large tumor suppressor kinase 1 (gene lats1). Gene Ontology annotation, biological process: positive regulation of apoptotic process; G1/S transition of mitotic cell cycle; hippo signaling. The record is from RefSeq and is a predicted model, not a curated record. The transcript has 8 exons. Gene Ontology annotation, molecular function: ATP binding; protein serine/threonine kinase activity; protein binding. Bases 241 to 3432 code for a protein of 1063 amino acids. Lineage: Eukaryota; Metazoa; Chordata; Actinopteri; Cypriniformes; Nemacheilidae.
GCCACAUCCGGGCUCUUGUGACGCGCAUGACAGCCGUUGUAAAACUCAAGACGACAGUAAAUACCGCAGAGAAGCCGAACAAGUUCAUCUGUGACAAACAGCAGAGCAGUUCCUCGUGAUCUGACACAUACAUGUACAUCAACAUUGUACCCGAAUUAAACGUGUGCAGGUGCGGACGGCUUCAGAUCCUGACUGUUCUUCACAUCUUCACUGCCUUUGCACGUAACGUAUGAGUUUUACAUGAAGAGGACCGAGAAACCCGAGGGAUACAGACAGAUGCGACCCAAGACGUUUCCUGCAAGCAACUGCAGUGGGAACAGUCAACAGAUGCUGCAGGAGAUCCGGGAGAGCCUGCGGAACCUCUCCCGGCCGUCGGACGCCGUCAAGGCCGACAUGAACGCCGGGAAGGGUUCCCUGGACGAUCCCCGACAACAGGGGCGCAGUACCAACCCCAAAAACCCCCAUCACAGAGCCCUGCAGGAGAUCCGCGAAUCUCUGAUGCCGUUUGCCAUCAACAAGCGCAUGCUGCAGGAGCUACAAGAUGCAGGUUUUGAUGAGGAGCUGGUGGUUCAUGCUCUGAAACAGACAGACAGUCGCAGCGUGGAGGCGGCUGUGGACUACAUCAGUAAAAACUUCCAGGUACCUUUGAGGGAACAGAUCCCUGCCGCUGCCGUGCGUCCGGUAAACUCGGCUUUAAAACAAGCAGGUCCAUCUCAAGGUCAGCAGCCAGUGUUGCGACGGCCAAGCUGGAAAGGCUCUAAGGAAUCACUGGCCCCACAGCGGCACAGCGCUCUGCUAACUGAUGGCAUAAUAUACCGCCCGAGUAGCCCAGGACCUCAGGGUGACCUCACACGACCCGCAAACUUCCCUCAAAAUCUCUCACGCCAAGUACGCAGCAUCACCCCUCCUCCCUCCUCGUGGGACUCCAAUAACUCACAACACAAGCGCGGUUCUGGGAACCUCGAUUAUCUAGUUCCCCGGAUCUCCCCCGUGCCUCAGGGACCCCGGCCCGACAGCUACAUUAACCCUCCUUCCCAGGCUCAGCGAGGCCUCAGUCCAGUGCCGGUGGGUCGGCAGCCCAUCAUCAUGCAGAACUCCGGGGGAAGUAAAUUCACUUUCCCCCCAUCCUGGCCUCAGAAUGGCAACGUACAGAGUGAUUAUGCAGGCAGCCGACAGCCGCCCCCUCCUCCGUAUGCCAUGCACCAGUCGAACAGACAGAGUCCCACGGCUCUGCAGGUGCAGUCCAGCGCAGCCGCACCCUCAAACGGAUCCAACCUUCCCCCGAGUAUGCUGGUCCCCAACCGCAACAGUCACAACCUUGAUAUGUACAACCUUGGAGUGAUGCCCCAGGUCAGACAGCCCGUGCAGCAGCCUCAGACAUCCCCUGGACAUAACGGUAAACAGGAAGUUCCUCCGUUAUGGCCACACAGUGUCCCAGGACGUUCAAACUCCUUCACCAACGCCCAGUCCAGUGGCAGGCAAUGUCUCAGCUCUCAGCCGUCCGCCACUACCGUCGCCACCACUGUCACCACCAUUACGCAAGCUCCCAUCCUGCAGCCGGUAAAGAGCAUGCGCGUGCAGAAGCCGGAGCUGCACACCGCUGUGGCCCCAACGCACCCGCCCUGGGUGCAGCAGCCGGCUCCUCCGCCAAACGUCUAUCAAGAACCGGUGACUGCACCCGAAGUCCCAAGUUACCAAGGCCCACCCCCUCCUUACCCUAAAUACCUGCUCCAGCAGCCACCUCCGCCAGGGUAUGACUCAAGCCCCGCUCCCAAACCCAGCAGCAAAGAAGAGGACGGGCCGGAAAACCACGCCGACAGCACCUGCUCCAGCGAACGUGCCGAGAGCUCGGAGGAACGCGAGAAGAAACAGAUCACGACGUCUCCUGUACCUGUGCGUCGUAAUAAACGGGAUGAGGAUCGUAAAGGGGAAAGUCGGCUUCCCGUGUACUCCGUGCAGGCCUUUAAGUUCUUCAUGGAGCAGCAUGUGGAGAACAUAUUGAAGAAUCACCAGCAGAGGAACAGAAGGAAGAAACAGCUGGAGAGCGAGAUGCAACGGGUGGGGCUGUCGGGCGAUGCGCAGGAGCAGAUGCGCAUGAUGCUGUGCCAAAAAGAGUCCAACUACAUCCGUCUCAAGCGUGCCAAAAUGGACAAAUCCAUGUUCGAGAAGAUCAAGACUCUGGGAAUCGGAGCGUUCGGCGAGGUGUGCUUGGCACGGAAAGUGGACACGGGAGCGCUGUACGCCAUGAAGACCCUCCGUAAAAAAGACGUGCUGUUGAGGAACCAGGUGGCGCACGUGAAAGCAGAGAGAGAUAUUCUCGCUGAAGCAGACAACGAGUGGGUAGUCCGCUUGUACUACUCUUUCCAGGAUAAGGAUAACUUGUAUUUUGUCAUGGACUACAUCCCCGGUGGAGAUAUGAUGAGUCUGCUGAUCAGGAUGGGCAUAUUCCAAGAGGACUUGGCCCGGUUUUACAUCGCAGAACUUACAUGUGCUGUGGAAAGUGUCCACAAAAUGGGUUUCAUCCACCGAGACAUCAAACCAGACAACAUUCUGAUAGAUCGGGACGGACACAUCAAACUGACGGACUUUGGCCUGUGCACGGGGUUCCGCUGGACGCACGACUCCAAAUACUACCAGAGUGGUGAUCACGUGCGUCAGGACAGUAUGGACUUCAGUAAGGAAUGGGAGGAUCCCGCUAACUGCCGCUGUGGAGAUCGACUGAAGCCGCUGGAGCGAAGAGCAGCUCGACAACAUCAGCGCUGUCUGGCACAUUCACUCGUGGGAACACCAAAUUACAUCGCACCCGAGGUUCUUCUGCGCACGGGUUACACACAGCUGUGUGAUUGGUGGAGUGUUGGUGUUAUCCUCUAUGAGAUGUUGGUCGGUCAGCCUCCUUUCCUGGCAACGACUCCUCUUGAGACCCAGAUGAAGGUAAUCAACUGGCAGACGAUGCUACACAUCCCCACGCAAGCCAAGCUGAGUCCAGAGGCUACCGAUCUCAUCCUCAAGCUCUGCCGUGGCCCAGAGGACCGGCUCGGGAAAAACAGAGCCGACGAGAUCAAAGCCCAGCCCUUCUUCAAGACCAUCGACUUCUCCACGGACCUCAGGCAGCAACACCACGCGCCUUACAUACCCAAAAUCACACACUGCACCGACACCUCCAACUUCGACCCCGUGGACCCUGACAAACUGUGGAGCGACGACGCCGACGGCAAUCACAACGACACGCUCAACCGCUGGUUUAAGAACGGCAAGCACCCGGAGCACGCCUUCUACGAGUUCACCUUCCGCCGAUUCUUUGACGAUAACGGCCACCCGUACAGCUGUCCCAAACCCAUCGAAAGUGAGGGAUACGGUACGGAGGACGACGAGCCUGUCGACUCUUCUAAAGGGCUGGGGGCGGAGCAGGGGCGGGAUCUGGUGUAUGUUUAGCAGGAAUGUGAAACUCUUGAGGACAUGUCUGGGUCACAUUUGACCCCAAAACUCUCACGACUCUACUGUCAUUUUUUUUACUGUUUUGUAAGCAAAUUGAAAUGAUCAGUAAUAUAAAAGUGUAAUAUUCAUAGAUCAUAUUAUUUGUUUUGCCUACAGUCAUACAGUUAAAUCUACUGUAUUAGUGAUGAGAAUCUAAUGAGUUUCACCAUUGAGAACUUGAGAUGCAUUAUAAUAAUGAGAUAGACGUCAUAUUGUUCAGCGUUUAGUUUCUAAAUUUUGGGAUGAGAUGAGAGCCGGACAUGUCUUCAUGAGAAAUGUUUUUAUAUGUUCUCUCUCUUUCAUCUCUGCUGGUGUGAAUGCUUGCGUCUGUCUUGACACUUUGUGCUGUAUUUAUUUUUUUGUGUUCAGGAUUCACAUGGCUGGUGUAUUUUUUCACUUUUUUUUAACUUAUUGAAAGACUUUUUAAAACUAGUUGCAUAAUUCUUUGAUCAGAUGAUGUCUGUAUUUAUGAUUGUGUUGAUUUUGCCCAUUGACAGACUGCACAGGUUUCAUCUCUCUUUCACUGACACUAUGAAGGCGUCAUCCAUGUAGUCUGCACAACUCACCGUUGAUUUAUAUUCCGAGAGAAAAUAUUGUAAAUUCUUGCUCCUCUCUGUUUUUUCUAUUUAUACACACACAGAUUGUAUAUAUAAAUUAUGCAGUGUACAUUUGUAAAUUGUUUCUCAGUCUUAAAUGGUUAGGAGGUAAACUGUGGGUAAUAACGUUUUCAUAUUCUCUACUGUACUGUACAAAUAAUGACCAACAUGUAUAAACUCAUUAUCAGUAUAUGAUGUUUAAAUGCCUUUGACUCCAGAUGUCUGAGAAACACAUUGGAGAAGCCCUGCACUGGUUUCUCUGCUCUGUCACUACCAAAGCCUUUCAUUUAUCUACAAGAAACACUACACAACUGUGUUUGGAUCAUUGGUCUUUUUUGUUCAUAUAUUUUUUUUAAUAUUUCUCUUGUAUCUUGUGCAGCUCUGAAUGUAUUGAACACUAUUUCUUGGAUUAAACUGGUGGUUUUAUGCCCAAAAACGUGCAGCUAUAGCUAUUUUGAGUAGUAAAUUUGUCUUGAAUGUGGAAGGGGUGGGGGGUGGUGAUCAAUAAAAGCACAAAACAUGCCGUAUUUCUGUUUUCAUGUCUGCUUUUGUUUGACAAAUGUGCAAUGCAGCUUUUAUACAUGUGAAAACUUGUUUUCUAGAUACUAAAACUAUUUGACUUGAACUUUUUAAAUGUUAAUAAAAUCUAAAUCACUGAUU